Grus americana (Whooping crane) is the source of this 5765-nucleotide messenger RNA. It is a transcript of the gene EHD4, whose product is annotated as EH domain containing 4. The transcript is spliced from 6 exons. Gene Ontology annotation, cellular component: cytoplasm; plasma membrane. Gene Ontology annotation, biological process: endosomal transport; endocytosis. NCBI's taxonomy places the organism in Eukaryota, Metazoa, Chordata, Aves, Gruiformes, Gruidae. Bases 53 to 1678 code for a protein of 541 amino acids. Gene Ontology annotation, molecular function: protein binding; calcium ion binding; GTP binding. The record is from RefSeq and is a predicted model, not a curated record.
UGCCUGCCGGCGGCUGCGGGCGGCAGUGCGGCGGUGCGCUGGCGGCGGCGGGAUGUUCAGCUGGCUGGGGAAGCAGGGCGGCGGGCGGGAGCGGGGCGGCGGAGGCGACGUGGUGCAGACGGUGACCGGGGGGCUGCGGGACCUCUACCUCCGCAAGCUGCUGCCGCUGGAGGAGCAUUACCGCUUCCAUGACUUCCACUCGCCCGCCCUGGAGGAGGCCGACUUCGAGAACAAGCCCAUGGUGCUGCUGGUGGGGCAGUACAGCACCGGCAAGACCACCUUCAUCCGAUACCUGCUUGAACAAGACUUUCCAGGCAUGCGGAUUGGUCCAGAGCCUACUACGGAUUCUUUUAUUGCUGUGAUGUAUGGAGAUUCAGAAGGAAGUAUUCCUGGAAAUGCCCUAGUUGUUGAUCCUAAGAAACCGUUCCGUAAACUCAGCCGCUUUGGAAAUGCUUUCCUGAACAGGUUCAUGUGUUCUCAGUUACCAAACCAGGUAUUGAAGAGCAUCAGUAUCAUCGACAGCCCUGGCAUUCUCUCUGGAGAGAAGCAGCGUAUCAGCAGAGGCUAUGACUUCUGCCAAGUUCUCCAGUGGUUUGCUGAGAGGGUCGACCGCAUCAUCCUCCUUUUUGAUGCCCAUAAGCUGGAUAUAUCUGAUGAGUUUUCAGAGGCUAUUAAAUCAUUCCGGGGACAGGAUGACAAGAUUCGAGUGGUGCUUAAUAAGGCCGACCAAGUGGACACACAGCAGUUGAUGAGGGUCUACGGUGCGCUCAUGUGGUCCCUGGGAAAGGUGAUCAACACUCCAGAGGUGCUGCGGGUCUACAUUGGCUCCUUCUGGGCCCACCCUCUCCGAAACACAGAGAAUCGAAGACUCUUUGAAGCUGAGGCACAGGAUCUUUUCAAGGAUAUCCAGAGUCUCCCACAGAAGGCUGCUGUGCGGAAGCUCAAUGAUCUCAUUAAGAGGGCGAGACUUGCAAAGGUUCAUGCUUAUAUAAUCAGCUAUCUGAAAAAAGAAAUGCCCUCUGUAUUUGGAAAAGAGAACAAGAAGAAGGAACUGAUCAGCAGAUUACCAGAGAUCUACAUCCAGCUGCAAAGGGAAUACCAUAUCUCAGCAGGGGACUUCCCUGAAGUCAAGAAAAUGCAGGAGCUGUUGGAGACUUGUGACUUCACUAAAUUUCACUCUUUGAAACCAAAGUUAAUUGAAGCUGUGGAUAACAUGCUGGCCAACAAAAUUGCCUCCCUGAUGAGCCUGAUCAGACAGGAAGAGAGCAAUAUGCCCACAGAGAUGGUACAUGGUGGAGCAUUUGAUGGCACCAUGGCAGGACCUUUUGGCCACGGAUAUGGAGAAGGUGCUAAGGAAGGAGCUGAUGAAGACGAAUGGGUUGUUGCCAAAGAUAAACCUGCUUAUGAUGAGAUUUUCUAUACUCUGUCACCAAUCAAUGGCAAAAUAUCUGGGAUCAGUGCAAAGAAGGAGAUGGUGACUUCUAAACUACCCAACAGCGUCUUGGGGAAGAUCUGGAAACUUGCAGACUGUGAUGGUGAUGGGAUGUUGGAUGAUGAGGAAUUUGCGUUAGCAAAGCAUCUUAUCAAGAUUAAACUGGAUGGGUAUGAACUGCCUGGCACACUACCUUCUCACCUGGUGCCACCAUCUCACCGGAAACCUUUGCAGACAGUAGAGUGAAAAAUACAAGGAGGAGAAUGAGAAUUUUGGAAAUCUUCCAACAAAUGUGUUGAAACCACCAAAAUUUGAAAUUAGGCUUAGCUCCUUAAACUUCACAGCACGUUUCACUCAAGUUACUGAAAUUAGAGGCUUAGUAGCAGGGAAACAUUCAUGUAGUUGUCCCUGCUGACCUUCACUGAGACAUGCUUAUCACAAGUGCCUUGUAUAGAUCUAUCAUAAUGUGUGAUGGUAAGGUGAAAAUGUUUUUGUAGUCCUGCUUCCAUGUCUUGCUACCUUUACAACCAUAAAGCAGAAAAGACCGUGUAUAAAAGUCAUUGGCAGUCACCAAACCUAAAUACUUUUAUCUACCAUAAGUUUCUCCAAACUAUUUAAAAUUAGUACAAGGAAGCUCUAAAUGUUAAAUUCACCUGCCUAUGCAAGGAACAUUUUCUAUGCUAAAAACAAACUUUACGCGUCAAGUGAAUGUCAGCAUCUCUAUAGUUUAAGAAAAGGCAGAUAUAAAAGGAAAUUUUAUUUUUGUUCUUUUUUCUUUAUUUAAUUUGGAGGUAGAAAAAGAGAAGAGUAAUGGAGAGAGAGUCUAAGUGCUCAGAAUAUGAGCAGACUUGUUUUAAAACUUCACUGACUAUUGCUAAAGCUGCAAAAUAUUAAAAUGAUUCUUUCAAUUUGUCAUCACUGUCUCGUUAUCUGAAGAACUGGUUCUUCAGUUUUAUACAGCACUAUAUAUGCAGUAUUAUUGUUAAAAGAACUCCGUUGUUCAUUGGAUUUGUAGUUUCUUUUCAGGCUUCUGUUUAGCUGCUCUGCAGACAAUAAAUCCCUGAACUGUUCGAAGUGACAUCAGAAUGUUUUCAUAAACUAAAAAAAAAAACAAAAAAAAAAAAAACCACAAAACAUUUCCAUUGAAAUAAAGUCUCAUUUUCUGUUCAGAAAAGGUGCAUUGCUCAAAGUCAGCCUCUUCAAAGCACAUCAGAUUGUCUUGGGAAAUUUUUGUGCGUAUUUAAUUUCUACUUACAGGUAAUUUUAGUUCUCUUUUUAUAUAAAAUAUUUUUGAGAAGUUUUUAACACUUUUGCCAACAUGUAGCUGACAACCACAGAAGAGAGAUUUGAUUCCCCUGGUGGCAGGUUUGAAAGGUGGGGAGCCUAACAGAAAUCUUUACAUUGACUGUAAUAAAUGAUAAACAGGUCCCUCCAAAUAUUAUUCCUUUAUUGAAAACAAUCCAUGAAAGGAAUGGAUGCUUAACAAACAUUCAUUUUUUUUUUUAACAACACAAUCAAAGCUGAACUGCUUACAACUGAUUUAAGUACCUUAAAAGAACAUAAAUUUUUGGCCCUGUGAACUUCAGUCUUUUGGGGAGGGCCAGUUCUUUUCUAAGACCAACCUUGGCAGUCAGUUUUGCUCUAUGCAUGUGAGCAAGAAUUGACUUGUAUGCCAUUUGUAGUAUGAAAUACCCUACACAUCAAAGGUACUGUAAUUGCAAGCACUUUUUCUUUGAGUCUCAGUAAGUGGUAGCAGUAGUGCCUUCUGAGACAGAGCAAGCCAAAUGGUGUUUUAGCAUCCUUGCAGUAAGGGUGGGAAGGGAAGUAGUUUGGUAUUGUCUCCCGCUUAAGAUUUUAGUCACGCUUAUGCGUUCAGAUUUGUAGGUGACCUAAGAAGAAAUUCAGCUUCUCUUUUCAAAUCGUACAUUUGUAGGUUGUCAGUCAGGUUUAAUACUUCAGAUCUUUCCAGACCUCUUGUCUUUCUGCAUCUGUUCUAUUCUGAUGUGAAAUUGCUGUGAACUUUGCCAGGGCUCUACCAUGGGGAAAACAAUGAAGCUAUUUUAAGUAAUGACAGAAGACGACCUUUACCUUGCCGGGCUUCUGGGCCUGUAUCAAGGAUAUCCUGGCAUAGUUAAAUUGUUCUUGAGGACUUGCUUGCUUUUUUUAAAUUCCUAAGUUUUUCUCUUAUUCAAGCAUACCAACUUUAUUUCUGUUAGACCUAAAUUAGUAGCCAAAUUAGCCUUAGUGCAUCUCUGUGCACUUUAGAGCUGUGAAACUUGACCAAGAGUCUACCUGUGUGACUGUACAUCUGCAGAGUAACUGAUUUUCUAUGUAAUGUUGGUUUUGACUGAACUGUAGUCUAUAGCCAUUGCAGGAGUUUUUUUUAAAAAAAAAAAACAAAAAAAAAAACCAGGCCGCAGAAUUAGUAAUAUAUGCUUGUUUGUGUGUAGUGUCUGCAGUCAGUAAUGGAUUCAUACACUAAUGACCAACCUGACUAGCUCAGUAAGGAAAGACAUCUGGAGAAAGAAAGCAAGCUUGUGUAUUGUGACUACUGCAGUGUGGGCAAAGCUAAGAGGAUGUGGGAAGUUGCUGAUCUUCCGACUUUCUGCCUUACCCUGCUCUUCAGCAGCACAGGGUUCCAGAGGUGGACCCACGUUUGAGUUGAGCUAUGUGUAGCUUCCAGGGGUGAUGCUCCAAACGCAUUGGAGCCAUGUGAUCCCAUGCCAGUAGAAAUAUACUCUUCCAGUGGGAGGAGCAGGAUACUUUCUCAGUGAUUUGAUUUUAUUUUUCUAGCUUUAUUGGUAGUAAAAUGGAGAACACAGCCUUUUCGUCAGUCUCUGUGACAGUGUGCUAACUUGGGUUUAGGGGAGACACAUUGAAAUGCAUCAUUUUGAUAAAAUAUUUUGUCUAGGUGACGUUGAAAUGUUUUGCUUUGUUUUCCUGUAGAAUUUGGAAGGGGGAUGUACAAAGCAUGUAUAGGAGUAGAGGUGGAUUUUAUCUGUUUAUCUGGAGGAAUAAGUUUCAGGAUUGGCAUGCAGAGCUACAUGCAUAAAUGUUUUUGUAGAUACGUGGUGCAGUGCACUAGUAUCAUACUUAAUUGACAGGAGUAAAGUACACUUCAUGUGGACUGCACAGCUAAACUUAUACAGUAGGUUGCUGUUGCUCAGGGGAAGGGAUCUCUUUUUCUCACUACCUCCUCGCAUACCUGUGGAUCUACUCCCUUUGCCUUGCUGGCUUUCUGGCUUGUCAGAUCCUGCAAGCCCGUUCAGUUAAACCAGCCACACGUAACAGUUUGGAUAAUGUUCCGUGGAGUUGGUGAGUCCGUGUGUUAGGAGCAUGAGAAGCAAGCAGGAUUACCUUCUCGCGUGAAACUGUGCUCUAAGUAGUUAUUGGGAACAGCAGUAUGAGGUAACCUUUGGUGUUCAGUUUGAUGUUACUGAUCUCUGCUGAAGAAAGACCAAGAUGUGGAAUUUGUUAGCCAUUUUAUGCCUAGGAUUUUGAUUACGUUUGCUGUGAGACCAUUCAAAACUGUUAAUAAUUCAUCCUGUGAAAUCAGUGCCCACUGGCGUGUGUAGUCUGCUGCCAAAAACCAAAGUAGAAACUGCUGCUUUUACUUCUUCUCCAACUACUCUGCAACACAGUUUUAAUUCCCAACCCUAGUUCUGUUUCCACAGAAAUUUAUUAGAAUUUUGUUGUAGAUUAGAACAGAAAAUGUUGGGCUACUGCUCAUAACCACACUACAGGACAGCGAGAGCCUUUUAAAGCUGUGAUAGCUUGAAAAUGGUGAGUUUACAAAAAUUUUUAAGUCAGGGAGAGGUCCCAGUAGUUAGUUGGAGGUGGUAUGGAUUUGUGUGGAACCUGGUCUCAAAGCGGCAGCAUCUGGUCCCUGACUUUCAACAACAUUAUUCAUCCCCAGUACUUGAAAUGUGCCCUCUUUUUCUUCUCACUUCCCUUUGCAAUGUGCGCUCACUUUGGUGGCUCUUAUAUUGUUGGAAUUCAAGCAGAGUUUGAAGUGUAUGGUUUGACGGGUAUGUGUAACUUAGCACUGAGAGAAUGGACAUGAACUUUGUUUUCUACUUCACAUGCCUAAUAUUUUUGUUAAAUAGUGUGUUUUCACUUCAAAGGCCCUCUAAUUUUUGAGGGAAGGCUUGAUCUGUGCAGUGUGCUUCAGUUUAUCGAACAAGGCAAACAAAGUUGUAAGUUCAUUAUUGUUGCACUUUUAUUACACAAUAAAUUCCUUGCAGAUACUGUAAUAUAUUUUAAUAUGCUUUGUAAUCAUUUUUAGAAAGUGGUGAUAAAAAUUGCUGAUUUAAUAAACUAAUAUUGAACUACC